Messenger RNA from Miniopterus natalensis, 264 nucleotides. RefSeq names its product defensin beta 127 (gene DEFB127). Gene Ontology annotation, cellular component: extracellular region. Lineage: Eukaryota; Metazoa; Chordata; Mammalia; Chiroptera; Miniopteridae. The record is from RefSeq and is a predicted model, not a curated record. Gene Ontology annotation, biological process: innate immune response.
AUGAGGUUCCUCCUGAUCAUUGCAAUUCUGCUGUUCCAGAAGCCCACAGUAACUGAACAACUUAAGAAAUGCUGGGAUCAAUAUAUACAAGGACACUGCAGGAAAAUAUGCAAAAUAACUGAAGUACGGGAAGUAUUAUGUGAAAAUGGGAGAUAUUGUUGCCUUAGUAUCGUGGAACUGGAAGCACGUAAAAGAAUUACACAGACACCUCGUCCAAAGCUAAUGACAUACGCACUAACCUUUCCUCAAGAUUACAAUCCAUAG